This is a messenger RNA of Carcharodon carcharias (great white shark), 6656 nucleotides long. Its product is annotated as platelet binding protein GspB-like. The transcript has 13 exons. The record is from RefSeq and is a predicted model, not a curated record. Bases 153 to 6656 code for a protein of 2167 amino acids. Lineage: Eukaryota; Metazoa; Chordata; Chondrichthyes; Lamniformes; Lamnidae.
AACAGUCUCCGCCGAGGAACAGGUAUCAUUUGGAGAGAUAGCUCUGGAGAUCCAUUCCUAACCUCGUAGCUGGUUUUCAUCAAAUAGAAUUGGACCUCUAGGAAGGAUUUAACCUAUUUAGAAUUUCUACGUGUUAACCUAAAACCUGGACCAUGGGCCUCCUGAAUCCAUUGCUCCUGCUGCUUGUCACAAGUACCAUGGUGAAGAUUUGUGCCUCCGAAUCUACAACAAUGGCCACCAUGACAAUACAAGUUUCAAAUUCAACUGGAGCCACAAGCCCUCAGCAAACAACAAUGUCAUUGCUAACACUAACCUCCGAACAAACAACUUCAGAGACAACACCAACCUCCGAACAAACAACUUCAGAGACAACACUAAGCUCCGAGCAAACAACUUCAGAGACAACACCAACCUCCGAACAAACAACUUCAGAGACAACACUAAGCUCCGAGCAAACAACUUCAGAGACAACACCAACCUCCGAACAAACAACUUCAGAGACAACACUAAGCUCCGAGCAAACAACUUCAGAGACAACACUAACCUCCGAACAAACAACUUCAGAGACAACACCAACCUCCGAACAAACAACAGCUUCAGCCACAACACCGACCUCCGAACAAACAACAGCUUCAGCCUCAACACUGACCUCUGAACAAACAACAGCUUCAGCCACAACACCGACCUCCGAACAAACAACAGCUUCAGCCACAACACUGACCCCCGAACAAACAACAGCUUCAGCCUCAACACUGACCCCUGAACAAACAACAUCUUCAGCCACAACAACAACCUCCGAACAAACAACAGCUUCAGCCACAACACUGACCCCUGAACAAACAACAGCUUCAGCCUCAACACUGACCCCUGAACAAACAACAGCUUCAGCCACAACACUGACUUCUGAACAAACAACAGCUUCAGCCUCAACACUGACCCGUGAACAAACAACAGCUUCAGCCACAACACUGACCCCUGAACAAACAACAGCUUCAGCCACAACACCAACCUCUGAACAAACAACAGCUUCAGCCACAACACUGACCCCUGAACAAACAACAGCUUCAGCCACAACACUGACCCCUGAACAAACAACAGCUUCAGCCUCAACACUGACCCCUGAACAAACAACAGCUUCAGCCUCAACACUGACCCCUGAACAAACAGCAGUUUCAGCCACAACACCGACCUCCGAACAAACAACAGCUUCAGCCACAACACCGACCUCUGAACAAACAACAGCUUCAGCCACAACACUGACCUCUGAACAAACAACAGCUUCAGCCUCAACACUGACCCCUGAACAAACAACAGCAUCAGCCACAACACUGACCUCUGAACAAACAACAGCUUCAGCCUCAACACUGACCCCUGAACAAACAACAGCAUCAGCCACAACAUUGACCUCCGAACAAACAACAGCUUCAACCACAACACUGACCUCCGAACAAACAACAGCUUCAGCCUCAACACUGACCUCCGAACAAACAACAGCUUCAGAAACAACACUGACCCCUGAACAAACAACAGCUUCAGCCACAACACCGACCCCUGAACAAACAACAGCUUCAGCCACAACACUGACCCCUGAACAAACAACAGCUUCAGCCACAACACUGACCCCCGAACAAACAACAGCUUCAACCACAACACUGACCUCUGAACAAACAACAGCUUCAGCCUCAACACUGACCCCUGAACAAACAACAGCAUCAGCCACAACACUGACCUCCGAACAAACAACAGCUUCAACCACAACACUGACCUCCGAACAAACAACAGCUUCAGCCACAACAAUGACCUCCGAACAAACAGCAGCUUCAGAAACAACACUGACCCCUGAACAAACAACAGCUUCAGCCACAACACCAACCUCCGAACAAACAACAGCUUCAGCCACAACACCGAACCCUGAACAAACAACAGCUUCAGCCAUAACACUGACCUCUGAACAGACAACAGCUUCAGCCUUAACACUGACCUCUGAACAAACAACAGCUUCAGCCACAACACUGACCUCUGAACAAACAACAGCUGCAGCCUCAACACUGACCUCUGAACAAACAACAGCUUCAGCCACAACACUGACCCCUGAACAAACAACAGCUUCAGCCUCAACACUGACUGCUGAACAAACAACAGCAUCAGCUUCAACACUGACCCCUGAACAAACAACAGCUUCAGCCUCAACACUGACCCCUGAACAAACAACAGCUUCAGCCACAACUCUGACCCCCGAACAAACAACAGCUUCAGCCUCAACACUGACCCCUGAACAAACAACAGCUUCAGCCACAACUCUGACCCCCGAACAAACAACAGCUUCAGCCUCAACACUGACCCCUGAACAAACAAUAGCUUCAGCCACAACUCUGACCUCCGAACAAACAACAGCUUCAGCCACAACACUGACCCCUGAACAAACAACAGCUUCAGCCACAACACCAGCCACCGAACAAACAACAGCAUCAGCCUCAACACUGACCCCCGAACAAACAACAGCUUCAGCCACUACACCGACCCCUGAACAAACAACAGCUUCAGCCACAACAACAACCUCCGAACAAACAACAGCUUCAGCCACAACGCUGACCCCCGAACAAACAACAGCUUCAGCCGCAACGCUGACCUCCGAACAAACAACAGCUUCAGCCACAACACUGACCCCUGAACAAACAACAGCUUCAGCCACAACACUGACCCCUGAACAAAGAACAGUUUCAGUCUCAACACCGACCCCUGAACAAACAACAGCUUCAGCCACAACACCGACCUCUGAACAAACAACAGCUUCAGCCACAACACUGACCUCCGAACAAACAACAGCUUCAGCCACAACACCGACCUCUGAACAAGCAGCAGCUUUAGCCACAACACCAACCUCCGAACAAACAACAGCUUCAGCCACAACACCGACCUCCGAACAAACAACAGCAUCAGCCACAACACUGACCCCUGAACAAACAACAGCUUCAGCCACAACACCAACUUCCGAACAAACAACAGCUUCAGCCACAGCACCAACUUCCGAACAAACAACAGCUUCAGCCACAACACUGACCCCUGAACAAACAACAGCUUCAGCCACAACACCAACCUCCGAACAAACCACAACUUCAGCCACAACGCUGACCCCUGAACAAACAACAGCUUCAGCCACAACACCAACCUCCGAACAAACAACGGCUUCAGCCACAACACUGACCUCCGAACAAACAACAGCUUCAGCCACAACACCAACCUCCGAACAAACAACAGCUUCAGCCACAACACCAACCUCCGAACAAACAACAACUUCAGCCACAACACUGACCUCCGAACAAACAACAGCUUCAGCCACAACACUGACCCCUGAACAAACAACAGCUUCAGCCUCAACACUGACCCCUGAACAAACAACAGCUUCAGCCACUACACCAACCUCCGAACAAACAACGGCUUCAGCCACAACACUGACCUCCGAACAAACAACAGCUUCAGCCACAACACCAACCUCUGAACAAACAACAGCUUCAGCCUCAACACUGACCCCUGAACAAACAACAGCAUCAGCCACAACACUGACCCCUGAACAAACAACAGCUUCAGCCACAACACUGACCCCCGAACAAACCACAACUUCAGCCACAACGCUGACCCCUGAACAAACAACAGCUUCAGCCUCAACACUGACCCCUGAACAAACAACAGCUUCAGCCACAACACCGACCUCCGAACAAACAACAGCUUCAGCCACAACACUGACCUCCGAACAAACAACAGCUUCAGCCACAACACCAACCUCCGAACAAACAACAGCUUCAGCCACAACACCAACCUCGGAACAAACAACAGCUUCAGCCACAACACCAACCUCCAAACAAACAACAGCUUCAGCCACAACACUGACCCCUGAACAAACAACAGCUUCAGCCACAACACUGACCCCUGAACAAACAACAGCUUCAGCCACAACACUGACCCCUGAACAAACAACAGCUUCAGCCUCAACACCGACCCCUGAACAAACAACAGCUUCGGCCUCAACACCGACCUCCGAACAAACAACAGCUUCAGCCACAACACUGACCUCCGAACAAACAACAGCUUCAGCCACAACACCAACCUCGGAACAAACAACAACUUCAGCCACAACACUGACCUCUGAACAAGCAGCAGCUUUAGCCACAACACCGACCUCCGAACAAACAACAGCUUCAGCCACAACACCAACUUCCGAACAAACAACAGCUUCAGCCACAACACUGACCUCUGAACAAACAACAGCUUCAGCCACAACUUUGACCUCGGAACAAACAACAGCUUCAGCCACAACACCGACCUCCGAACAAACAACAACUUCAGCCACAACACUGACCUCUGAACAAGCAGCAGCUUCAGCCACAUCACCGACCUCCGAACAAACAACAGCUUCAGCCACAACACUGACAUCCGAACAAACAACAGCUUCAGCCACAACACCAACUUCCGAACAAACAACAGCUUCAGCCACAACACUGACCUCUGAACAAACAACAGCUUCAGCCACAACACUGACCCCUGAACAAACAACAGCUUCAGCCACAACAUUGACCUCGGAACAAAUAACAGCUUCAGCCACAACACCGACCUCCGAACAAACAACAGCUUCAGCCACAACACUGACCUCUGAACAAACAACAGCUUUAGCCACAACACCGACCUCUGAACAAACAACAGCUUCAGCCACAACACUGACCUCUGAACAAACAACAGCUUCAGCCACAACACUGACCCCUGAACAAACAACAGCUUCAGCCACAACACUGACCUCUGAACAAACAACAACUUCAGCCACAACACCGACCUCCGAACAAACAACAGCUUCAGCCACAACACUGACCUCUGAACAAACAACAGCUUCAGCCACAACACUGACCCCUGAACAAACAACAGCUUCAGCCACAACACCGACCUCUGAACAAACAACAGCUUCAGCCACAACACUGACCCCCGAACAAACAACAGCUUCAGCCACAACACUGACCUCCGAACAAACAACAGCUUCAGCCACAACACUGACCUCUGAAGAAACAACAGCUUUAGCCACAACACCAUCCCCUGAACAAACAACUGCUUCAGCCACAACAAUGACCCCUGAACAAGCAGCAGCUUCGGCCUCAACACUGACCCCUGAACAAACAACAGCUUCAGCCACAACACUGACCCCCGAACAAACAACAGCUUCAGCCUCAACACUGACCCCUGAACAAACAACAGCUUCAGCCACAACACUGACCCCCGAACAAACAACAGCUUCAGCCACAGCACCGACCUCCGACCAAACAUCUUCGACACCAACAUCAACUUCUUCAAUCACAACAACGGAAGAUCCAACAAUUCAACCUGUGCCCAAAGUAGUGAGACCCUUGACAUUCAGUAUAAUGAGUAAUUUUACACCAGCGUUAACUGAUUCUAGCUCACCUCAGUUCAGAACUCUUGCAACAUUUUUAAAAAAUACCCUUGAUCCGAUAUACCGUAAAAUUCUGCCUAGUAAUUUUAUUGGAGUGCAGAUCAACGGAUUCAGUGAGGGAUCCAUUGAAGUAAACAGCACCCUGCUUUUUGAAUCAAACUCUGUUCCACCAGCUCCUUCAGAAGUAGUAAAAGCAUUGUCAAACGAGCUGCAGAACGGCACAACUUUAGGGAAUCUGACGAUUAGUCCUGCAUCCAUCCAGUCUGGUGACAUCACUUUGAACAAUCUGGAGCCAACGUCUCUGAAUAUUUCCUUUGUGAUAGAAGACAGAAGUUUCACUGAAAGCCUCACCAACAAUGCUUCCAGUGACUUUGUGAGCCUGCGAACUUCAGUUAUUAACUGGCUUGAAUCAGUUCUCAGAUCAGGAUUUGAUGAAAACGUGCUGCCUAAUUCGACUGUUAUGUUCAGUAACGACUCAACAAAGGUACAGGUGAUUGCACAUAUCCGGAUUAAUACUACCAGAGUAGAAGACCGACCACUCCUGCUUGAUCUGAUCAUUAAUAAUGUUAGCACUUCGGGUUUUGACAUCAUCAAAUCCUCCAUUCAAGUAAAUGGUGAGAGUAUUGCAGCCAACAAUAUCCAAGUAUCAAUUCGAUUUGAAAAUACUAACUUUGACGCUGCUCUGAAUAACAGGUCAAGUUUUGAGUUUAAACAGCUGAGCAACAGAGUCACAAAUGUUAUGAAUAGUAUCUUUGCAAAUGAUUCGAACUUCAUUGAGGUCAUAAUCAACAGGUUUAGGGCUGGAUCUAUUAUAGCUGAUACAGAAGCAGUAUUCAAAAACGGGACAACAACCAGAUCUAACGUUGUCCAAAAACUGGUUGAUAGUGUGGAAGCAUUCACCAAUGCCAAUUUCACUUUGGACACCAAUUUUCUUACCAGUACAACAAGUACCACUUCUGCAACUACCACCACCAAAGCAUCAACAGCCACAACUGGAAGCACAGUUAAUCAAGUGUCAACAACAGCUGCAUCAACAGCAGCUGUCAAUGUAACAGAAGCAACAACAGCAGCUGUCAAUGUAACAGAAGCAACAACAGCAGCUGUCAAUGUAACAGAAGCAACAACAGCAGCUGUCAAUGUAACAGAAGCAACAACAGCAGCUGUCAAUGUAACAGAAGCAACAACAGCAGCUGCCAAUAAGCAACAACAGCAGCUGUCAAUGUGA